Molecule: messenger RNA, 371 nt
Organism: Strongylus vulgaris
Lineage: Eukaryota; Metazoa; Nematoda; Chromadorea; Rhabditida; Strongylidae
Source: the annotation of a GenBank genome assembly
AUGUGUCUUCAGGUUUGGGGCCUUCUCUGCCGCAAAGACGAGCUUAUACGCCCAAGUCAGCAUCUACUCGACAAUCAUCCAGAUUUAGCACCCCGAACUCGGGCUGUUCUUGUUGAUUGGAUGAUGGAGGUCUGUGGGAGCGAGAAACAACACCGAGAGACAUUUCACUUGGCAAUAGACUAUGUUGAUAGAUUUCUCGCAAGUUUUCAUGGUAUCAGGUCACAAACGUUUCAGUUGGUUGGUACCGCGGCGUUAUUUCUUGCGAGCAAGUACGAGGUAUACUUAUUUCCUUCUAUUAGUAAGUUUUCACAGGCACAAGCUCGAGAAAAUGGAAGCUACUAUCUUGCUCUGAAAUGUUUACUGUGUUGAAA